Molecule: messenger RNA, 1380 nt
Organism: Eubalaena glacialis (North Atlantic right whale)
Lineage: Eukaryota; Metazoa; Chordata; Mammalia; Artiodactyla; Balaenidae
Product: keratin, type II cytoskeletal 75-like
Biological process (GO): intermediate filament organization; keratinization
Cellular component (GO): keratin filament
Molecular function (GO): structural constituent of skin epidermis
Source: RefSeq, a predicted model, not a curated record
AUGUCCAGGCAGCCCACUAUCACCUUCCAGACCGGCAGCCGCAGGGGCUUCAGCACGGCCUCAGCCACCACCCCAGCCACCGGCCGUUCUCGCUUCAGCUCCGUCUCUGUGGCCCACUCCCGGGGGGGCAGUGGAGGACUGGGAAGGAUCAGCGGCGCUGGGGCCAGCUGUGGAAGCCUCAGCCUCUACAACCUGGGGGGGACCAAGCGGGUCUCCAUCAGUGGCUGCAGCAGCAGCUUCCAAAGUGGCUUUGAUGGCAGGGCGAGCAGAGAGAUUGGGGUCAGUGGUGGGUUCGGCUAUGGGGGCGGAACUGGAGGGGGCUAUGGGGGCUCUGGCUUCUCCAUCUGUCCCCCUGGAGGCAUCCAAGAGGUCACCAUCAACCAGAGGCUCCUGACUCCCCUCAACCUGCAAAUUGACCCCAACAUCCAGCGGGUACGGAAAGAAGAGCGGGAGCAGAUCAAGACCCUCAAUGACAAGUUUGCCUCUUUCAUUGACAAGGUGCGGUUCCUGGAGCAGCAGAACAAGGUCCUGGGGACCAAGUGGAGCCUCCUGCAGGAGCAUAAAGCCACCAGGGCCAACCUCGAGCCCAUGUUUGAAGCCUACAUCAACAACCUGAGGCAGCAGCUGGACAGCCUGGGGGGAGAGCGCUGGAGGCAGGAGAUGGAGCUGAAAAGCAUGCAGGACGUGGUGGAGGACUUCAAGAACAAGAACGAAGAAGAAAUCAACAGGCGCACGGCAGCGGAGAAUGAGUGUGUGGUGCUCAAGAAGAACGUGGACGCCACCUACCUGAACAGGGUGGAGGUGGAGGCCAAGGUGGAAGCCUUAAUGGACCAGAUCAACUUCCUGAGGGCUUUCUACGCCACGGAGAUCAGCCUGCUGCAGUCUCAGAUCUCAGAGACCUCCAUCACUGUGAAGAUGGACAAGAGCCAGGAGCUGGAGGCGGACGGCAUCGUUGCCCAGAUCGAGGCCCAGUACGACGAAAUCGCCAGCCGCAGCAAAGCCCAAGCAGAGGCCUGGGUACCAGAGCCGGGUGAGGAGCUGCGGCUGACAGCCGGGACCCACUGUGACAACCUCCAUAACUGCAAGAACGAGAUUCUGGAAAUAAACAAGCUGAUCCAGUGGUUGCAGCAAGACAUUGAGAACGUCAAAGCCCAGAUGAGCAAACUGGAGGGUGCCAUAGCCGAGGCAGAGCAGCAGGGCGAGGCGGCCCUCAACGACGCCAAGUGCAAGCUGGCUGGGCUGGAGGAGGCUCUGCAGAAGCCCAAACAGGACAUGGCCUGCCUGCUCAAGGAGUACCAGGAGGUGAUGAACUCCAAGCUGGGCCUGGACAUCAAGAUCACCACGUACAGGCGCCUGCUGGAGGGCGAGGAGCACAGGUAA